GAGUCAUAUGAACCCUCGCAUUCUCCUCAAUUCCUCGAAAAUCGAAAGCAUUGGAUACACAGAGAAAACGAGUUUGCGCUUAAAGCCCAAUGUUUACCAACGGUUGACAAGUCUACGACCAGCGCUAGUGUUUCUAACGUAUCUGCAUCGUCACAAUCGAAGAGAACAAGGAGACAAACCGAGAAGAGACAACGUCAAACG
Paramuricea clavata is the source of this 201-nucleotide messenger RNA. Lineage: Eukaryota; Metazoa; Cnidaria; Anthozoa; Malacalcyonacea; Plexauridae. The record is from the annotation of a GenBank genome assembly.